Messenger RNA from Ochlerotatus camptorhynchus, 2413 nucleotides. RefSeq lists its product as uncharacterized. The record is from RefSeq and is a predicted model, not a curated record. Bases 312 to 1805 code for a protein of 497 amino acids. The transcript has 5 exons. Lineage: Eukaryota; Metazoa; Arthropoda; Insecta; Diptera; Culicidae.
UGACACGGAUCGCAACGCUGGAGCCAGCGGAUUUUCCAACUCAGAGGAACGCCGAGAUCGUGUGUGAUUUUGUUCCAUUGGCAAUCUUCGAGAGAGAAGCUCCUUGGAAACUUCCACCUCUUCGAGCAAGCCGAGCGAAUGCCAUCCGGGAAGCUGUGGCUCGUUGAAAGGAUAAUGCCAAUAAAAUAAUUGCCUUGGAGGCGUGGAGAAAGCAAAAGAAAAACGCCCAGGAAGAAGCUGCCGGCAAACUGUGGCCGAACAGUGGUAGCGGGGGUCGUCCGGUAAGGAGGAAGCACCAUUCCCUCACCAAAAUGACACUGCACUGGUGGAAGCACUGGUUCUGGAUUACCGUGUGUGGAGUGGUUCUCAUCGAAUGCACCCCACUCAGUUCGUUCGAUUCCUAUCCCACGAAGCUCUCGUCCAAGCUGGAAGAGAACAGCAACAAAUCCACAUAUCUUAAGCGCGCAGGAGAGCUCCCAUCCUCUCUUCCCUCCGGAGGGGGCAUCUCCUCAUCCAACAGCAAUCCCAGCGGCAAGUCCGGCGGUCCGCAACCGUUCAUAUCUUCUCUGCCCCCAAUGGCUGCCGCAUCCAGUGGACUGCUGUCGAGUUCGAAUACUUCUCCCGGAGGUGCCGUUCCCACGGUGAACAGUAUCGUCAUUCCGGAACCGCUGCCACAGGACGUAGAUGACACAUUCGCCAGCGGAAGCCUGGCUGGUACAGACUUUGGGCCGGAUGUGACUAGAAACACGCGAAAGGAUAGCGAGAUGGAAGGUGCAGGCAGUUCGACGACGACAACAUCUCCGGUUGAUGAAAGUGGAAUCGGGUCGACAACGACGGCGACGGCUGCGGUUAUGGGUUCGGGACGCCUCAAGAAGAAUGGGACGAUAUUCUCGCGGAAUGAUCAGAAUAUUACUACGCUGAAGCUGAAGAACUACAACCGGGGAUUGGAGAAGGAGGAGCUCAAGGCACCGCUUCGGAUGCCGGACCGUGGUACUCGCUUGCUGGACACCCUGAUGCUGACCGCCGUUGAGAACACAACGGAGCCCAUGGAGCUGACCCCGGAGCAUCAGACGGAGGUUGUUGAACCGGAAGAAGGCAGUGGCAACGCCACCGAUGCGAACAUUCCAGAGGACGUACCGUCCGAAAAUGUGACAUUCCCAGUGCAGUCUGGCGAUCAUCUGCAAUCGCCGGUGUCCAGUGACAACAUCAACAACAGCAGCAUCAGUAGCUUUAGUACUAGUAGUAAGGAGGAUAGUAGAAGUAGUAGCAGUAGUGAGCGGGAAAUUCCCGAUAGCCAUAGUGAUAGCGACGGCGCUGGCGGCUCGGUCAGUGCCAGCGAUCGGCGAAUAGGCAAGAUCCUGUCGUCCGAUUUCCGAGACUUUUUAAGCAGUGGCAGCCAGCCGAAUGCGAGCAGUUACAUAUCGCGGGCGAUAGCUUUCUCCACGCAGGACCUACAGGAGGGAAUUGACGACCAGGACCACCCGCUGGAGGAGGACGACUACCGGCGAAGCUCGCGCAGUCAACAGCGGCUGAACGUCGGGGCCAUCUCCGGGAUAUGUCUGGCAUCGCUUGGUCUGCUCUCGGGUAUCUCCGCUGCACUGAUCAUCCUCUACCGGAGGUAUCUCUAUCUGAACAAACCGCAAGCGCUCAGCGAACCGGACUCCAGCGGGUACAUCGAUGACAGCACGAUCCGGGACAACUCGGACGAGAUGUACAGCUUGGAUAAUGAUUCGUUUCUGAACUCGCUGGAGGCGAUGACCAUUCAGAACUACUGGACCGACAGCGUCAAGCAUACGAAGCUGUAGAUGGGGCCCAAGGGCAGGGGAAAGCAACUGUGAACGUUUUUAGUUUAAUGGUUUUACACACAUGGACUACCAACGUAAAUUGAAUUAUUUUUUUAGGUUAGAAACUAUUGAUUACAAUCAUACCGUCGCAUGCCGUCCCUUAGUAUGAAUGAUAGUACGUUUUAUUAUGAUUGAGUAUUACGACUAGGUAACAAAGCAUUCCCUUACAUAUCGUUACUCGGUUUUAGAGUAGUGCUAUACAGUGUAUUUUGUUCCAGUAAGUUCCUUAGUUGCAGCAUUCCAAAUACUUUUACUUCUUAUGAUCUACGCGCGGAAAGUAUAUUUAACCGAAAAAAAAGGUCGGAGAGCAGCUACUCAUUCUUGAACAUUGUGAUUGCCGAAAUGUAGCUGCAAAAUGGGGGAAAAGAAAGAGAUGGUAUUAUAUUUAUUAAAGUGGAAUCGAACAGAUUUGGGAAAACAUUUAUUGUUUCUUUGGUGAAAUACGUAUUGCGUCUAUUGAGGUUCAAAUUCUACAGAGUUAAGAAAUCAUAUUCGAGAGGAAAUCAAAGUACUUAAUGUUAAGUGAGUAGCUUUAGUCGUUAAGCAACCCCAACCAGUGUGGACGAACU